This is a messenger RNA of Puccinia triticina, 384 nucleotides long. RefSeq lists its product as uncharacterized. Bases 1 to 384 code for a protein of 127 amino acids. The record is from RefSeq and is a predicted model, not a curated record. The transcript has 3 exons. Lineage: Eukaryota; Fungi; Basidiomycota; Pucciniomycetes; Pucciniales; Pucciniaceae.
AUGCUCGGCCUCGCGUCACUCUGUCUGCUCUGGAUCCCCAGCCCCCUGCUCAACUGGUCGGGCAUUGAGCGCUUUGAAGUCGUCAAGGACCCAGCAAUCGCUUGGAUGAUCUUGGGCAUCAUCUUUGUGGGCGUACUCUUCAAUGCUGGCUUCAUGAUCCUGAUAGGCCUUUGGGGCCCAGUCUUAGCAGUUGAGUCUACCCUUCCCUGCUCUCCCCACCACCACCGCCAAAAACACCCACUUGGUAACUUGUGCACCUUGGUCCUGAUCGCGAUCGUCGACCACACUAUCAUCGGCGCGAUCAACUCCCACGAGUCCGACCGGGCCGUGCCCCCCUUCGGCAUCCUCAGCUUCAUCGACUGCCUCUCCAUCCUCAACUUCUAG